This is a messenger RNA of Syzygium oleosum, 975 nucleotides long. RefSeq lists its product as uncharacterized. NCBI's taxonomy places the organism in Eukaryota, Viridiplantae, Streptophyta, Magnoliopsida, Myrtales, Myrtaceae. The transcript is spliced from 3 exons. Bases 172 to 837 code for a protein of 221 amino acids. Gene Ontology annotation, biological process: RNA splicing. Gene Ontology annotation, cellular component: nucleus. The record is from RefSeq and is a predicted model, not a curated record.
GAGGCGCUGCGACUUGGACCGGGUCGGAGGAAGUGUCCGGCCGAAUCCGGAAGCAAAGCGGGGUCGUCUCAGGUAGCAUCUCUCUCUCUCUCGCUUCCUGGAGGCUGGAGCUGAACAGACGAAGGAGGAAGAAGAAGAAGAAGAAGAAGAAGACGACGAAGAAGAGAGGGAAUGAGCGUGUACGGAGGAGAUAGCUGGGCGAGGGAAGCCCAGCACCGGAAGAGACGGGCCGACGGUCUGGCGGUGGAAGGUCUCGACGCCACCUCCUACAAGAGGCUCUCCUCCGGCAAGUUCGCUUGCCUCGUCUGCCCUCGCGCCCCCGUCCUCGAUUCCGCUCUCAUGCUCUCCAUGCAUUGCAAGGGGUCACGCCACCGUGUUGCAUUGUCAAGAUUGAAGGAGAGAGAAUUGGAAAAGAAGGAUGAGAUCAACAAGAGAAUAGCCUUGUCUGAUUGUGCUGUAAACGCAGGCACUAGUACUUCUACUUCAAACAGAAUAAAAAGUAAGCCCUUGAUUGAGCAAACAAGGAAGACCGCUUUGGAAGUAAUUGACAAGGCAAACACUAGACAAGACGUCCAUAACGAAGGCCAUAAUGCAAAAAUAUGUGGGAUUCUCCAUGGUAAUGAAACUUCACAUGUAAGUGAAAGCUUCUCUUUCGCUGCAAAAGAAGCAGCUGAAGAGGUGAUUGUACAGCCACAAGUUAGUAUCAGAGAGCGUCGUGAAAGAGAGCUCAAGUUUACUUCUGCUGGUUGGAAGCGUGAUGGCAAUGGCAGAUGGUUCAAGGAUGAAAAUGUUGAAUUUGACUCGGAUGAAGAAGAUCCAAAUAUAUGUCUUGCAUAACACAUAAGAUCACAACGAUAUUUUUGAGCAAUUGAUGCCAGAGAACAAUAAAGACUAAUGAGAGGAAUUCAUGUAAAAGUUUGAUGACUUGACUUGCCAAGCUGAUGUCCCAUAAUACCAAUCAGAUGUUACUACAAA